AGGUCGAUGAUGUGGUCAGUGGAUGUAGGUGUGUGUUUGGGGACUUGUUCGGGUUGCUGAACCCUGUUGGAGGAGGUUAAAGUGCGCGCUUGUAUUUUUUUUUUUGUUCCGUUUUUGAAGCUAAUUGAUUCUUUAGACAUCUGAGCGACAGAGAUGGCGGACUGGAAGGUGCCUGUGAGCUACAACUACAGUCCAUCUUACCAUGCGUACGCGUACGGACUGAUGUAUCCAGCUGCGCCUGAACAGACCCACAGUAAUGUGAGCUGGACUGAGGCCGCUUACGGCUCUUCUGUAGGGGUAACGGGGGGUUAUUACACGUCUCAGCAACCUCCGACUGCACAAACUCCACCCGGGAGCCCGGAAUACAACACCACCAGCUCUGAAGGCCACUAUGGAGGUCCGGGGGGUUACUACAGGGAGCCGAAGGCGCGCGCGCACACAGGGAGACUUUUCCUCUCCAACAACAGGGUUGAGUUUGACCAAGUGAGUAAAGAGCAGGAGCGAGCAGGCAGUGAUACACCCAGUGACUCUGAGGUCCACACACCAGAUUCCUGGAGUUCCAGUAGCAGUCGUGAAGGCAGUGCAGCUCCAGUGGAUGUAGAUCUCCAUGUCUGGGCUAAAACACACCAGGGAAACAGUCCCGAUGGCACCGAGGUCAUGUCCAGCUCUCUAUCAGUGGCUUCAGAAGGCUCCAAGUGUAUGAAGGUGGAGGGACACCAUGAAUCACCUGCCUUGUCCACAGUAACUCCUUCUUCUGAGCCAGUGGCAGCGCAGCAGCCGCGAAAGGCAAAAGCUCGCACUGCGUUUUCAGAGAAACAGAUGAACGCUUUAAACGAGCGCUUCACAGUGCAGAGAUACCUCACACCUGUGGAGAUGAAGACUCUAGCUGAACUCACAGGACUCACUUACAAACAGGUGAAAACCUGGUUUCAAAAUCGCAGAAUGAAACUAAAGAGGCACCAGAAAGAUAACAGUUGGGUGUCGGAGAGAUACAUCACACCUGCUGGGAUCCCUAAUGCACAGACUACACACUCUCAGUUCCAGGUAGAUGCUCCAAUGCUGAACCAAGAUCUUUAUAAUAAUCCCCAGUUUCGAGAUGCAGUAUUCAAGAACAGCCCUCCUCAGACUCCCUCCUGUUACCUCAACUACCCCCGGCCUCUGUCCCCUUCCCAGGUCUCACCCAGGCCUCAGGGAAGUUGGUGUCUGCCCCCAGCUGUGCAGCACUAUGAAUUCCUCAAUCCUUCUAGCUAUGUGCCAGUUGGAAAUGCUGGUACUGGUGGUGAUGGCACUGUCGAUCCAGGCAGCAGCCCAACACGGAUGGCCACAGUGCACAACGCCACACAGUGGUCAUCUUGAUCAACUGCACUUGGCUGCCUGUAGUAUGUGAGGUUGUGUGUAAAUAGUUUGCUUUUGAUUUCUAGCCCAGGGUUUCCCUGUUGCACUCAUGAGGGACCUGCGUCUGAUGGUUAUUUCUCUGCUCUCUCUAUUAGCUGAAUGUUUGCGCAGGAUCAUUUUGUGAACAAUUCUAGACCGUGACCCUCCACGACUGGAAUGGGGAACCCCUAUUGUAGACUCUGUGAAUGUAAGCAACCGUUACGUAUUUUAAAAUUUUCUGCCAACAGCCAUGUACAAACUUGUAAAUGCUCUGAGCAUGGACAUUUUGUCCCUCUACUUUUAUAUGGAAGAUCUAUUUUUGUAACUUCAAUGAACCUUCCAGAGUAUUUAAUGUCUUAUCAGGAACUCUUGUUCUUUUUAAUCCCUUCAAUGCUAAAUGUUUUCUUUGGUCCCUGUCUUUCAAACCGUCCUUUUGGAACUACUCUUGCCUAUAAGACACUUUUGCAUGUUCUCAUGGAGGUGUUUUGAGGAAUAAAUGUUUUAUCUGGUGUUCCUGAAAAUGUCUUAAUGUUCACUUGCCCUCCAAACAAACCUUAGCCACAGCUCUUCAAAUGUUUCUGCAGUAAACUGUACUGGUGAAAGUAGUAGUGUGUUUGGUCAUGAUUUAAAUCGUAACCUUGUGUAUGGUUCUCUGCCCUCGAGGCUUGGACUAAAGUGAUCUCCAUGAGCUUCUGGUACAUCUGAAUUGUGACCUAUAGCUUUUGUGAUUGACAGUGAUAUCAAUUUUAUAUUAAAUGCAACAUUUUGUACCUCA
Messenger RNA from Tachysurus vachellii, 2149 nucleotides. It is a transcript of the gene nanog, whose product is annotated as nanog homeobox. Lineage: Eukaryota; Metazoa; Chordata; Actinopteri; Siluriformes; Bagridae. The record is from RefSeq and is a predicted model, not a curated record. Gene Ontology annotation, molecular function: DNA-binding transcription factor activity, RNA polymerase II-specific; RNA polymerase II cis-regulatory region sequence-specific DNA binding. The coding region runs from base 154 to 1356 and encodes 400 amino acids. Gene Ontology annotation, biological process: regulation of transcription by RNA polymerase II. The transcript has 4 exons.